CUUCGCGAAUGGAAUUCAAUUCAAUUUAGCCGCUCACCAUGAAAAGUCGCUGAAUUCGCUGCGUACGUUACAAAAUAAAAUUGAAAUCCAACGGAGUGGAGCAAUCAAGUCUAUAAAGAAUUUUCUCCUGUGCUCGAUGCACAUAUAUUUCUCAUAAACACCCAACACUUACACUAACAGGGAGGAGCGCAACCCAAACCACAAACCUAAACAAUGAGUGAUAACACCCCGACAGUGCCGUUGGCCGAGUUUGUGGACCCACACAAUCCCGCCGAGGACGAACCCUUCGUACCGCUAGCGGAGCCCCCAAAAAUGAGUGAACCCCCAGUAGCUGUCCCGGCCACGCCCACCGGCAAUGGCACGCCCACCGAACCGGCGGCUGGGAACGGUAACGGAAACGGCAACAAAACGGUGGCCACAAGAACCACUAGCGAUGAGGACAGCAUCUUCUCCAUCCUGUAUACGGUCGGCAAGAAAGUGGCCAUUGUGGGAUCCAUCUAUCUGGUGGGUUACAUGGGCUGGUCGGUGGCCUGGCUGAUUGCUCCGGUAAUCCUGUCAGUGGCCCGAGAGCAACUGGCCAAGACCUCAGAGAAGAAGAGGGAUAUUGCCAAAGCUUCGGCCCUGGCCUCAGAGAAGGAUGUGAUUCUGGCCAGAAUCGAUGAACUUCCCGCCUGGGUCUACUUUCCGGAUGUCGAGCGAUGCGAGUGGCUUAAUAAGAUUUUAAAACAAGUAUGGCCCAACGCUAAUCACUUCGCCAGGGUUUUGGUAAAGGAAACCAUUGAACCCAAUGUGGCACUGGCCUUGGCCAACUAUAAGAUGCACGGAUUCCGCUUCGAUCGCAUUAUUCUGGGCACCAUUCCGCCCCGGAUCGGCGGAGUGAAGAUCUACGACAAGAACGUCGACCGAAACGAGAUCAUUAUGGAUCUGGAUCUCUUCUAUGCCAGCGAUUGCGAUAUCAACUUCUAUUUGGGCGGAGUGAAGGGCGGCAUCAAGGACUUCCAGAUCCAUGGAUGGGUGCGCGUGGUGAUGAAGCCCCUGAUCAGGUCAAUGCCCUUGGUGGGCGGACUUCAGAUCUUCUUCCUGAACAAUCCCAAUAUUGAUUUCAAUCUGGUUGGAGCAUUGGACUUUAUGGACAUGCCGGGUCUCAGCGAUUUGCUGAGAAGGAUCAUCGUAGAGCAGAUUGGCAAUGUGAUGGUUUUGCCCAACAAGCUGCCCAUUUCUCUCAGUGAAGAGGUUUCUGCAGUGGCUUUGAAGAUGCCUGAACCGGAGGGCAUUCUGCGCAUUCAUGUAGUUGAGGCCAAGGACCUGAUGAAGAAGGACAUCAGUGUCCUGGGCAAGGGCAAGUCGGAUCCCUACGCCAUCAUCAAUGUGGGAGCCCAAGAGUUCAAAACACAGAUCAUCGACAACAACGUCAAUCCCAAGUGGGACUUCUGGUGCGAGGCAACAGUUUUCAUUGAAAUGGGUCAAUAUCUCGAGAUACAAGUGCUGGACAAGGACGAUUUGAAAAAGAAAGACGAGAGCCUGGGCAGAGCCAGCAUCGAUAUUGCCAGCGUUAUCAAGAAAGGCGUUGUGGAUAGUUGGCUUACUCUGGAAGAUGCCAAGCAUGGACUCCUCCAUGUCCGCCUGCAAUGGUACAAACUCACCGCAGAUCCCAAUGACCUCCAGCAGAUCCUGCUGGAGACCAAACUUCUACGGGUUACCACCAUGAGCGCGGCCGUUCUCAGUGUCUUUAUUGACUCUGCCAGACAUCUAAAGCAAGCCCGUUCCAGCUCCAAACCCGAUCCCUAUCUGGUCUGCAGUGUAAACAAACAAAAACAACAAACAGCCAUGAUAAUGAGGGAUGACUCCCCUGUUUGGGAGCAGGGCUUUACCUUCCUAGUCGGCAAUCCCGACAACGAAAGCUUGAACAUUAAGAUCUAUGACCAGAAGACCGGAAACGAUAUCGGCCAAUAUACCUACGCCCUCAGCACACUGCUUAAGCAGUUCAACAUGGAGGUGAUCCAACAGCCCUUCCAGCUGCAGAAAUCCGGCCCAGAAUCGAAGCUCUACAUGUCGCUGUCUCUGAGGAUACUGAAGCCCGGUGAGAUCGAGAAAGAAUCUGAUACAUUGGAACAGGUGGCGGCACUUACGAGGAGCAGUUCCGUAAAAACGCCAGAAGUAGCUGUAGUGGCUCCACCAUCGUUUAAGGACACCCAGGCUGGCAACAAACGCUUGUCCACCGAGUCGCCCAUCAGUGAGGAGGACCCUGCUGUGGUUGCCAAGAUCUCCCCUGCCCUGUCUGCAUCCACCUCGAGUGAAAAGCCAAUCAGUGAACUGGCCACGUCCGUGUUGACCCAUCGUUUUCCCGAUAGCUCCAACUCGGCUGGAGAACAUGGACUGGGAAGGAUUCAGCUCUCGCUCCGGUACAGUGCCCAGCGCCAAAAACUGGACGUGACCAUACACAAGAUCGCAAAGAUUCCGCUGCGUGAUCCCAGCAACAUACCCGAUCCGUAUGUGAAGCUAUACCUAUUACCCGGUCGGAGCAAGGAGUCUAAGCGCAAAACGAGCGUCAUCAAGGACAACUGCAAUCCAGUUUACGAUGCAUCCUUCGACUACCUGAUUUCCAUAGCCGAGCUCAGGCAGACGCAGCUCGAGGUGACGGUCUGCACGCAGAAGGGUUUCCUUUCCGGCAGUAGUCCCAUUAUUGGAAUGCUAAAAAUACCUCUGGAUGAUAGUGAGAUUACCACUCAGUCGGGCUUGAACUCGUGGUUUGAUCUACAGCCUGAAAUGCGACACGAGUAAUCCAGGUGGAGUGGAAUGGAAGCAGAAUCUCAUCACAGAUCACGGCACAAUCAACUCGAAAAAAAACUAAACACUUUUUUACCAAUCACACUGAGUCUUUUCUAAUUGUUAAAUGUAUUUAAUUUAUUUGGUAUGGAUUUGGUUGGACUUUUGAAAUCCGAACCGAAACCGAAACGAAAACAAAACUCUCUUAGUCGUGCCUCUAUUUUUAAAACUAUCAACUUAUUAUAGUCGAAUAAAACAAACUGUGUUUUCAACAAUAAAAAAAAGGUUUUCUUUAUAAA
Molecule: messenger RNA, 3065 nt
Organism: Drosophila bipectinata
Lineage: Eukaryota; Metazoa; Arthropoda; Insecta; Diptera; Drosophilidae
Gene: Esyt2
Product: extended synaptotagmin-like protein 2
Biological process (GO): lipid transport
Cellular component (GO): extrinsic component of cytoplasmic side of plasma membrane; endoplasmic reticulum membrane
Molecular function (GO): calcium ion binding; calcium-dependent phospholipid binding; phosphatidylethanolamine binding
Source: RefSeq, a predicted model, not a curated record